This is a messenger RNA of Ostrea edulis (European flat oyster), 1723 nucleotides long. Its product is annotated as organic cation transporter protein-like. The transcript is spliced from 10 exons. The record is from RefSeq and is a predicted model, not a curated record. Gene Ontology annotation, biological process: transmembrane transport. Gene Ontology annotation, cellular component: membrane. Bases 37 to 1650 code for a protein of 537 amino acids. Gene Ontology annotation, molecular function: transmembrane transporter activity. Lineage: Eukaryota; Metazoa; Mollusca; Bivalvia; Ostreida; Ostreidae.
AGUUGUUCACAUAGUGAGAACGAGAUCGGGAGGAACAUGGAGUACGAUACUUUAAUCCGGAGGUUUGGAAGUUUUGGGACGUAUCAGAAACGGUUAUACUGUGUGUUAUUUUUGCCGAUUAUCUUUAAUUCGUUUAGUUCGCCUGUGACAAAUUUCCUCGUGGGAGAGCAACUACAUAGAUGCAAAAUUCCAGGGUUACACAAUGACACAUAUAGUAUACAAAAUGAGAAUCACCAACUGUUAAUAAACUGGACGAUUCCGCGAAAAUCGAGCGGCAACUACGAAGAAUGUACGUUGAUCUCGAACGACUCUUUAAAACCAUGUACCGAAUGGGUGUAUGACAUCUCCGUAUUCACAAGCACAAUUAAUUCACAGUUCAACCUAGUAUGUGACCAGAAGCUGAUGCGCUCUCAUGCAGUUAUGGCGUAUUUCAUUGGCACGGUGGUCUCCACUGUUCUCUUUGUUCCUCUUGGUGACAUAGUUGGUCGGCGAUACAUGGUCUGUAUAAGCACAACCCUGACCUUCAUUGCCAACAUAGCCAUGCCAUUCUCAACCAGUGUCUAUAUGUUUUCUGCUUGUCGAUUCUUUGAUGGGUUUUGUGGAAACUGCCUCUACAUGGCCUCUUUCAUCAUAGCAAUGGAAUUUGUUGGUCCAAAGAAACGACUCCACGCGGGCACCUGUAUUCUGUUAGUGUACUGUUUAGGCGAGUUUAUCCUUCUUUUACUGGGAUACUUCCUCCGGGACUGGAAAUGGCUACAGCUCGUUUUGGCUGUACCUAUGGCGGUACCACUGUUGUACUGGUGGCCUAAAGUAUUGCCAGAGUCCCCUCGCUGGUUAAUUUCUAGACGAAGAUACAAAGAGGCUUUGGAAAUUCUUCGUUAUGCCGCUAAGACAAACCACAUAGAGUUGAGGGAGGACCUUUCAUGUAUUAAUGCCGGAGAAGACGAGGGAAUUUUGAAAAUUCUCAAAGGAUUUCUGAAAUCUCGAAAACUUGUAUUACGAUCCUUCAUAAUGUUUUCAAACUGGUUUGUGAUCUCCUUUAUUUACUAUGGCCUUACUUUGAAUAUGGGGAAGCUUGCCGGGAACUUGUACAUCAAUUUUGCUGUUGCUGUUUUGGUGGAAGCCCUUGGAUACCUGCUAUGUUUUCUGAUGAAUAAAACAGGGAGAAAACCCAUGCAUCUGGUCGUCAUGUUUGGUAGCGGAUUUGGAUGUUUGUUGUCUAUUCUCCCGGCUUUUUUCUUGGAUUCCUCUUAUACAUGGCUUUUGGUCGCGUUUGCGAUGGUUGGAAAAUUUGGGAUAUCCGCUGCAUUUGGAGAGAUUUACAUUUAUACUGGAGAACUAUUCCCAACUGUCGUUCGAAGCUUCAUUCUGGGGUUUUGUGGAAUUGGAGCGAGACUUGGGGCAACGAUCUCUCCUUACAUAUAUUAUUUUGCUGAUGGAAAAUUUGGGGAAGCACUUCCCUUGAUAAUAUUUGGAGGAUCUACCAUUAUGGUAGCCUUACUGUCAAUACAACUGCCAGAAACAAGAGGACGUAAACUUCUCGAGAAUGUAAAUGAUGCUGACCAUGAGGGAGAUCUUGAAAUUGACGGGUGCAAAAAAACGAAAAUAUCAACAGACACGGAUGAUGAUAGCGAAACAUCGCAGCUAUAACCUUGAACAUCUCUAUACCAAUUUUUCAACGCCAUAUUUAAUCAGAGAUAAGACGAAAAUAAAUACUGAAAGG